CCUAUAAUUUACAAAAUAUUGUCAUUGUAGUGCCGACGUUCUUAUAUAAAAUUUGUAACUAAAAGUAAAAAAAUUGACGACAAUCCCAGGUUUAUCGCGCCCGAGGAUGUCCCAAGUCUCUGAAUGAGAGUUCGACGGACGAACCGGCUUGACGAUCUCGUAUGAAGUAAAUUCGCAGCCUUUUUUUUCUCUGGCGGUUGAGGUUAGAACGCUUUCCGGUCGUCUGAUUAUCGUGCGACCGUUCACAGGUAUGCGCUAGUCCGUCUCCUAUUAUCUUUAUCUGCGCGGAUUUGUGCUAAUUAGAAAUGCACGAACGCAAUCCAAGGCGAAUCGACGUGCGUCAUAAUAGGAUAAUAACGGGCUCCUUAUCGAGCAGACUAGGCGUACGACGAUGAUACGGCAAAUUGUAUAGCCGCAUUAGAUAUACAGCAGCGUGAAUCAUGCACGGGAGUGAAGAUGAACAGUACAAAACACAAAAUAUGUAUGGUCUCGGAUUUCUUUUAUCCAAACAUGGGAGGUGUCGAGGAGCACAUCUUCAAUCUGUCCCAGUGCUUACUAGAGCAUGGGCACAAAGUGGUGAUACUUACCCACUCCUAUGGGGAUAGGGUAGGAAUAAGAUACAUGACAAAUGGUUUGAAAGUAUAUUAUAUCCCUGUCAAAGUUUUCUACAAUCAGUGUGUUCUUCCAACGAUGAUAUGCUCUCUUCCACUUAUUAGGUAUAUCUUCAUAAGAGAGGAAAUACAGAUAAUACAUGGCCAUUCUGCAUUCUCUGCUUUAGCACAUGAGGGGAUGCUGAUUGGUAGAUUAAUGGGACUGAAAACAGUUUUCACAGAUCAUUCUCUUUUUGGUUUUGCGGACGCGUCCGCUAUUCUGACAAAUAAAUUUCUCGAAAUAUCGCUGGUUGAUUGCGAUCAUUGCAUAUGCGUGUCUCAUACUGGAAAAGAGAACACAGUAUUACGAGCCAAAGUACAGAAGGAGAAGGUGUCGGUUAUUCCGAACGCCGUCGACACCGCUUUAUUCACACCUGAUGUCGGUAAACGGAACAACGACUUUAUUACCAUAGUAAUAAUAUCGCGAUUGGUGUAUAGGAAGGGCGUUGACCUUCUAGCCCAUAUAAUACCCGAGAUCUGUUCACGUUAUAAGAAUGUACAAUUCCUUAUCGGCGGGGACGGUCCCAAAAGAUGGCUCAUAGAAGAAGUGCGGGAGAGAAAUCUGUUGCAACACAGAGUUACCUUGUUAGGCAGUUUGGAGCACUCUCAAGUCAGACACGUUCUGAAUAAAGGUCAUAUCUUCUUGAAUACGAGUCUGACGGAGGCUUAUUGCAUGGCUAUUGUAGAAGCGGCUUCUUGCGGUCUACAAGUAGUGUCAACGAAAGUUGGAGGUAUUCCGGAAGUUUUACCACCGGAUCUGAUUUAUCUUGUGGAACCCACUGUACCUGCAUUAAUCGAAGGGCUGGAGACAGCUAUAGCGGAUUAUAAAAAAGGCAAUGUUGGAUGUCCUUUCGAAAUGCAUAGGAGGAUAGGCUUAUAUUAUAAUUGGUUCAACAUAACCAAACGUACAGAAAUAGUAUAUAAUUUAGUGAAACGUGAAGCAAAGAGAAAUCUAGGACAGCGAUUAGCUAGUCAAAUACAAAGCGGUGUAUUGGCCUAUCUGCUCGUGGUAUCGUUGUGCUAUAUCAUACUACAAAUCCUGGAAUUCUUCGUCCCAAGAAAGUAUAUCGAUAUUGCACGAGAUUACAACGAUAUUCAUGUUGUACCAUCCAGCGGGAAAGGAAAAGAAGAUUAACUAUCAUCACAAAAGUCUGGAAUGUAAACUUCUCAAUAUGUGUUCAAGUAUUUUAUUCUAUACUUUGGAAACAUUCCAGAAAACAUGUUUUCUGCAAAAAUUACUGUUACACAGGUAAUCAUGGUGUAUCUCCGCGUAAGAAGAACAAUCUCUCAUCGUUGCAUUUACUAAAUUUUUAAAGAAAUAUAAUUAUAUACAUAUAUAUGUAUGUAUAGAUGUUGUACACAGAGAGAUAACAAUGCGCAAAGUACAAAUUGUCAUGAUAUACUUGUAUGUAUGUACGUAGAAUUACAACUGAGAGUUUCUAACAAUUUUUAUUUAUUAUAUCCUGCUUUCGUAAUUCGUAUCGCUUUAAAAUAAACGACGGCAUUUAUGGCA
Messenger RNA from Solenopsis invicta (red fire ant), 2163 nucleotides. RefSeq names its product N-acetylglucosaminyl-phosphatidylinositol biosynthetic protein (gene PIG-A). Bases 457 to 1785 code for a protein of 442 amino acids. Gene Ontology annotation, cellular component: glycosylphosphatidylinositol-N-acetylglucosaminyltransferase (GPI-GnT) complex. The record is from RefSeq and is a predicted model, not a curated record. NCBI's taxonomy places the organism in Eukaryota, Metazoa, Arthropoda, Insecta, Hymenoptera, Formicidae. Gene Ontology annotation, biological process: GPI anchor biosynthetic process. Gene Ontology annotation, molecular function: phosphatidylinositol N-acetylglucosaminyltransferase activity. The transcript has 7 exons.